AUGAGCGAAAAGGCUCGUUUGAAAUGUACCGUCUACGUGGGGGGGCUGGAUCAGGCCGUGACGAUGCAGACGCUGGCCGAGGCAUUCGUUCCUUUUGGUGAAGUCGUCGAUAUCACCCUCCCCAAGCCCGAUCUCCCCAACUCCAACGAACUCCACCGCGGAUUCGGCUAUGUGGAGUUCGACCUGCCCGAGGAUGCGAAAGAGGCGAUCGACAACAUGGAUGGGAGCGAACUCUACGGCCGGACGAUCAAGGUUGCUGCUGCCAAGCCGCAGAAGGAUAGCAACGAAGGGCUCGGCAGCAAGACAGCUAUUUGGGAGCAGGAGGGCUACCUGGCCAAAUACGCUGUCGAUGAGGAAGACAAAUUGGCCGCCGAAGAGGCGCAGGCCAACGGGAACGAACGUCAAGACCCCAUGCAGGGAUUGGAGGAGCUGGACGUGGCCGGACCCAAGCCGGAGUGA
Aspergillus ibericus CBS 121593 is the source of this 459-nucleotide messenger RNA. Its product is annotated as RNA-binding protein. Bases 1 to 459 code for a protein of 152 amino acids. Gene Ontology annotation, molecular function: RNA binding. The record is from RefSeq and is a predicted model, not a curated record. The transcript is spliced from 2 exons. Lineage: Eukaryota; Fungi; Ascomycota; Eurotiomycetes; Eurotiales; Aspergillaceae.